This is a messenger RNA of Tetrahymena thermophila SB210, 1512 nucleotides long. Its product is annotated as peptidase C65 otubain protein. The transcript has a single exon. The record is from RefSeq and is a predicted model, not a curated record. Lineage: Eukaryota; Ciliophora; Oligohymenophorea; Hymenostomatida; Tetrahymenidae.
AUGAGCGAUAUUGGUUAAACUCAUUAAUUAUAAACUAAUACUGACUUGACUGAUUAGACAAUUUAAGAUAAAGCUGAAGAAGCUAGCUAAAAUUAAAUUCUGAAACCCGAAGAGACCCAAGCUAUCUCAAGCGAUAACUAAAAUAAAAUAAAUAACAACAUAACUAUAAAAUUAAGCAAGGUAGAGUUAAAUUCAAAAAUUGCACUAGAAAUAUUCAAUGAAUAAAUUUCUCCUAUUUUAGAUUUUAUAGAACAUACUAACAAAGAUUUAGAUUAACAUAAACUAGAAAUUAAUAUGAAACAUUUUGAUUUUAAGCAUAGCUCCUUACAAUCAUUUGGAAAACUUAGCUAAUACGCUGACUCAAACAUCAACAAUUAAUAACUUAAGGACGCAUAUCAUAAAUCUGAUGAAAACUUCCCUUAUCAUAUAUAAAUUAGAGGUGAUGGAAAUUGUUUUUAUAGGUCAUUCAUGAUAAACAUCAUGUUUAUGGUUAUUAUUUAGCAAAAUAUUGAAGAUGCACUCAAAAUUUUUUAAAAAGUUUUCAAAUUAAAAUAAGUAUAAUAUAAACUAGAAAAAUUUAAUGAAAACUAGAUUGAUUUAACUCCUGAAUUUAAAUUGCACUUUUUGCAUUUCUGGAUGAGCAAAUUCAUUGAUUGUCAUAGAGUUUUAAGACUUUAAUAGAAGUAUGAUCUAAAAAAACUUUUUGAAGAAUAUAAUUAACAUCCUUUUGUAGAUGUAUCUACAGUGGUUAUAUGUAGGAACAUCAUAUUAAAUAAAUUUAAUUUUCUUUUAAAAGAUCCAAGUUAUUAAUAUUUCAUUACUGAAGAAUCUAAAGCAAAUUCACCUAAAUAUCUUUUAUAGUACGGGUAAGAAGCUGAAGAUGUUAUAAUAUCAAUAGCAGCUAAAGCUUUCUAAGUAGAUUUGAAAGUUAAAAAUAUUUAUAGAAAUCAUGAAGGCAUUUUUACAGAUUAAUUCGAAUAUAAAUUUGAUGAAAACAAAGUAUCUAAUGUUGUUUCGGUGUUAUUUACAAAAGGCCAUUACAAUUGUUUAUUUGAAAAAUAAUUACUUGAAUAGAGUAUAGAAAAAUUCAACUGGCCUAUAGAAGAAGUAGUUCAAGUAGAAUAAUAAAUACAAUAAUAUUAAUAAUAAGAUGAUAAUUUAGAACUAGAAUAGUUUUAAUAAUACCAAAAUGAAGUACAAGAAGAUAAAGAUAAAAAAUUGUUAAAAACAGAUCAAUAAUUAGAUAAAAUAUUUGGAAUUAAUAGAAAUCCUAAAAUAAAUCCUGUUGGUCAAUAAAAAAAAGAAGGUACUAAACAUCAUCAAAAAACAAAUGACAUAAGCUAAUCUAAAAAGCAAACAAAAUAAGAAGAAGAUAAUAAUAAAGAUUUUUCAUUUUUCAAAGGCCCAUUUAGCAUAUUCAAAUUUUUAUUUCAUAUUAAUUUUGCAAUAGGAAUUGGGUUAUUGGUUAUUUUUGUUUAUAGACCCUUUAAAUUUAUAAAAAGUAAACUAUGA